Messenger RNA from Cryptomeria japonica (Japanese cedar), 2037 nucleotides. Its product is annotated as exocyst complex component EXO70H1. The transcript has a single exon. The record is from RefSeq and is a predicted model, not a curated record. Gene Ontology annotation, cellular component: exocyst. Gene Ontology annotation, biological process: exocytosis. Bases 257 to 1699 code for a protein of 480 amino acids. Lineage: Eukaryota; Viridiplantae; Streptophyta; Pinopsida; Cupressales; Cupressaceae. Gene Ontology annotation, molecular function: phosphatidylinositol-4,5-bisphosphate binding.
AAACGGCCGCCCAAACAAAACGCAAGGUCUGGUCGAACAUAAUCUAGUUUUCUCUUCUUUUCUUGUUUCUCAUAUAUGUGCUUGGCUUGCAAGAUAUCUUUUCAAUUAUUCACCGCUCCCCAAUUUCUGAACUAUUCUCGCUUUAUUUGUGUUAAUUUAGUGUAAACUUCGAAAAUCAGUCAAGAUUGAAAAAGUAGAAGGCAAAAUUGUGGUCAGUGCACCGCCUAUUGUAGAAUAUCUGAAUACUUCCAACAACAUGACCAGAGAUAUGCAUAGAAUCCUCCCGCCGUUUGGCAACCCUGUUACUACAAAUACAUUAGAUAGGAGUAAUAAUUUAGAAGAUGUGGAAGAAAAGUUAGCAGCAGCAGAGAUAUUGAUUUCCAAAUGGGACACAAAUAAAAGCAGCAAAAUGCUCUUUCAGAGCAACGCAGAAGAAAUCCGUGUGUACAUGGACUCAGUCGAAAAUCUCCAACGGCUCAUGGAACAUUUGUCCGCCGGCGGAACCAACGCUGCCCAACUCGUCCGUGCGCAGCAGCUGAUGAAACUAUCGAUGGCCCGUCUGCAGAACGAGUUUCAUAAAAUUAUGUUAUCUAACAGCGAACCCAUCGAUCCAGAUCGGGAGUCAUCGGCCCGACCGUCAUCCUGUUCGAGCACAGAGGACAGCAUCACUACUUCCACAUGCUCUGACGGUGAAGAUGAUCGCAGUAGCGACUGCAGCUCCAGUUGCUCGUCAACAGACAGAGCAUGCGAAUUCGACAUGGUUCCGUUGGACGCCGUGGUGGAUCUCCGGAAUAUAGCGCAGCGCAUGGCGAAGAAUGGGUACGCGAGGGAAUGUGUUCGAGUCUUCGCUCUCACCAGAAAAUCCGUGGUGGAAGAGAGUUUAUACAAUCUGGGCGUAGAGAAGGUGAAAUUGAACGAUGUUCGAAAAAUGGGGUGGAAAGUCCUGGAUGAAAAGAUCAAGAAAUGGAUUUACGCCGCCAAAAUCAGUAUCCGAAUUCUGUUUGCCCGAGAGAAGCGGCUGUGCGUCGAUGUGUUUGAGGGGCUUGAUAAAAUGAGAGAUGCUUGUUUUGCUGAAAUCGCCAAGGACCGCACAGCCAGGCUUCUCUCCUUCGCCGAGGCCGUGGCCGCCACGAGCCGGGCGCCCGAAAGAAUGUUCAGGGUUCUUGACCUCUACGAAGCGCUUACCGAUCUUAUGCCCGACAUAGAAGAAAUCUAUUCUCAAGAAUCCGGCCGAAGUGUGCACGAGCAAGCCAACAGAAUCCUGGCCCGGCUAGGUGAGGCGGCGAGGAGGAUUUUGACGGAAUUUGAGAGGGCCAUUGAGAAGGAGAAAUCUAAGGCCCCCGUUGCCGGCGGCACUGUUCAUCCUCUCACCAGAUACGUGAUGAAUUAUCUCUCUUUUCUCUCCGAUUACAAAGAAACUUUGGUAAACGUAAUCACAGACGCGCCUGGAGAGCUACCCGACAAGGAUCUGAACGAUCCCUCUGCCCCGCUGUCCAUCCGCCUCGGAUGGACUGUCUUCCACAUGCUGUGCACGCUCGACAAAAUAUCUGAUCUGUAUAAAGACGCCUCUCUGUCCCAUCUCUUUCUCAUGAACAAUCGUUACUACGUAUUACAAAAAGUGAAUGGCUCAGAACUCAAAUAUAUACUGGGGGAGGAAUGGCUGAGAAACAUUGGAAAGGCAGUACGCCGUGAAUUAUGAUAGAACAAACGAGUAAGUUCCUGCGAAUGGCGGAGUUUCGUCCAGGGAGGCUUUUGAAAGAGAGAUCAAAGGGCUUGUUCAACUGAGCGAGGGAGGAAGUGAAGAGAAAGCAUGGUGUGAAUGGGUGGUAGCUUACGUCAGCCUGCGAGAGAAAUUCCCUGAGAACUUGGUAACGUCAUUAGCAGAUUCAGAAGGCGGUGUCAAAGCGAUACGGUCAUCGUAUAACGCGUGAAUCUGUUGCCUGUGUUUUGGAUUUUGUGGUGUUAGACUUUGUGGCAUAUAUAAUAAAGUAAUUAAAAAAAAUCCAGAUAAUUUUUUAAAAGGGGUAUAAGAUUUUA